AUGGAUGCAUCGUCCCUGAUGGUCUUGUUGGGAGAAAAACGAGGCGGUGCUAAUUUAGAAGAUACAAUCUCCGGAGUGGUGGAAACACAACAAACACCAGAAAUAGUGACAGACAAAGAUGAAUUGGUCGUGACCACGAGUAUUCUAAGUUUCAUACUUUGGGGUCCAAAAUCUGCAGUUAUUAAUGAAAAUGACGACAACGAAUCAACUUUAGUUUGUCAUGCAUACAAUCCGGUCAUCAAAACGUUUGACCGCCAUUACGUGGAAACCAAAAUAACGUUGGAUGUUCAAUACCCUCCGAUAGUAGAGUUAAGAUUUGGAAAUCGUAUGCUGGACACCGGACGUAUUGGUCCUGGAGAUGACGUGUAUUUCGAAUGUGCGGCUCGAGCCAAUCCGUCAACUACCAUCCGUUACAGUUGGUACCAUAACGGUGUUCGGCUGACGCAAGAGACGGAGAAAAGGCGGACGGACGACGGCGAGAAAAGAGGCGAAAAGAGGAACAGCAGACUGGCUGGUCGAGUUAUACAGUACAGUCAGCUGGGCAGUUUGGUUUUGCAGUCAGUGAACACCGCUGCGGCGGGAAAAUAUUCGUGCCAGGCGACAAAUGGCAUCGACGGCGAUAGCAACGAGAACAAAACCACCAGCAAUACUGUUCGGUUGUACGUGAAACAUGUCCCGGUGUGUCAGCAUCGUGAAGAUAUUUAUAUUAUUACGAAAAAAUCCGACGCAGUCACUGGGCCAGUGAUCCGGUGUCGGGCAGGACAUGGUCAUCCACCGACCAUCGAAUACCAUUGGAAAUUCUAUCCCGAACAAUCAGAACCGGAAACCCGCAACAGAGGUCCCCUCGAGUCCAAUGAAAUGACUUUAACUGGGCGAUCAAUAAGAGAACUAGACUCAUUACUUACGGAAUCAGCUGUCCACGGCAGCGAUGGUGGAAUAUCAUAUACAUUCACCACAAGUACGCCUGUAUUAAAAUCGUAUUUAUCAGUCGUAUCGGCCGCAGCUUCUGCCUCUUCAAGCGCAGUUCGUCCAAACUUUCUUCACGGUCGGCUAGAAUGCCGAGCCGUCAACACAAUGGGAAUACAGAAUAAACCCUGCGUUUAUCGUAUUACAGAUAAGACAAUGAUCAAUCAGGGUAGUAAAGAUCUCCAAGAAAUCACUGAUUGUCGGUCAAUAUCAAAGAAAGAACUGUCCAACGAAGACUCCAAUUCAACUGUGACAUAUCCUUGCGGUGCCAAAGGGGAAGGCAUCGUCACCAGCACUAAUAGAAGAACACGAUUUUGCAUUACUUGUUCAUUGAACACGUCGUCGUUGCAGUAUCAUCAACAGCGGCCCAAUUACGUUUUACAGCUCUUUAAGUCUACACCUGGGGAUGCGCCUGCAACAGUUGUUAUUGCGUUUAAUGUGACCGGCGUUACCAUAACCGAGAACAAUAAUGGAAACGGCAGGACUAUUAUCAGCUCACAAGACGACGAUGAUUACUACUCUGAUCCCGAAGAAGAAGAUGACGUUGUGGAUAGCAAUAAAGGUGAUUAUAAUCUGGAUACUAAGAACGCAGUCCAGAGAGUGGUGUUCGUAAUCGACGACAGCGUAGAACCAGGAGUAUAUCGAGGAAGGAUUUACAAUGGUUAUGGGGGCACCAUAUCUGCUGUUAUCAAAGGAAUGAUCCACGUUGCAGCAGUGCCAUUUAACGAUAUCAAUGACAAUGACAGUUCCAACUACAUUAUUGACGACAUCGGAGAUAAGACAGACGAAUCCGCGUUGGGAUACGCGUGGCGCCGCGUCACCGUCGCGCUGGUAGACGCGUUUUCCUUGGUGUUACCACCGUCCGCCGCCGGCCCGGAACCGGACUGGGACGAGGACCGCGCCCGGCCACCGCACAAACGCUGGCGGGCCACGUCUGCCGCCCUAACGGCCGUUCUUGUGGCCGUGGUCGCGGCGCUGUCUUGCGGCAUAUGCGGCGUGGUCGCGAUACUGUACCGCCGCCAGAAUUACGGCCACCGUCGCGGCGACCGUGGCCACGUCGCGUACGGACUCGGAUGCGACGGAGGAGGUGUCGACAGCGCUGAUGGCGGUGACGCCCAAGAAGGUACCGGAAAAACCGUGAUUGUCGGGCGGCUGAAGGCUACGGACGACGCACCACCGGCCACCGACGUCGACGGCGCGCGACCACAGCACCACAACCAGCAGCAGCAGCAACAGCGCCUGCUACAACAGCGACAGCAACAGCAGCAGCAGCAGCAGCAACAGCGACAGCGACAACUGCAACAGCAACUGCAGCAGCAACAGCGACGACUGCAACAAACGCCGAUCGCCGGGUCCGAUGACGCCCGUUCCGGGGCUUGCACGCCCCUACUGCACGCGCAACCGUUGUCUCGCAGGGUGCAGUACCCGGCGAGACCGGAAGCGGCAGGUCGACCGCUGUCCGCCACGUUUCCGGUUUCUUGCGCACCAGACGACGACUACGAUGACGACGACUACGACGCCACCGCACUACGUCUACGUGCGACUGACACGUCCACCGUCAAUUACAACGCUGCGACCGUCGAUCACCGCGACGACGGUAGAGGGCCGGACGUCGUAAUGUCGACGGCCACGACACUACAUCUGGCCGAUACCGAUAGGUCAGGUGGUAACUGGCCACAGAAAGAUCAACCACCACAAACAAAAUUCAGUACCACGAACAGCAACCACAAAUGGUCGUUAAACCGACUUCCGUAUCAAAAACCAAAUACAACUACUAUUUCAAGGGCCAAAUUUACAACGACCUUAACACCAACAGCAGCUGCAAUCUUAACAAAUAAACAUACCAUAUCUAAAACAAUCAAGCCGGUAAUAGAUGAACCUAUAUCGGUAUCAUCUCGGGUGUUAUUAAAUGCGCUUCAUCGAGAGUCAUCCAUCUAA
Messenger RNA from Macrosiphum euphorbiae (potato aphid), 2904 nucleotides. NCBI's taxonomy places the organism in Eukaryota, Metazoa, Arthropoda, Insecta, Hemiptera, Aphididae. The record is from the annotation of a GenBank genome assembly.